CCAAAAGCUAAAUUACAAACAAUAAAGAUGGCCCAAACAAUAAGUGGCCCAAACCCUAGAAGAAAAAACAGCAGCAGCAGCAUCAGCGAUUGCUGUUCAGUCCAGCGACGGAGCCACUAGCAGCAGCACGUCGUUCUACAGACUGCGACAACUACCGUCUUCAGCGACUUCGUCGACCAUCGUCGGCUUUUACACAUCGUCUUCAGCGACCUCUCCUUCUUUUUGUUCUUCUUCGUCAUCUUCUUCUCAUGCAAAAACAAACGUGUCCGAUUAUUUUCCGACCAAUCCCGCACCCGUAUAGUGUCGUGUCGACCCGGUUACUUCGCCCAAAAAGGGGGAUACGGGUAUCAUCAUAGCCUAAAAUCAAGCUCUUAUCUGCUCCAUCAAUGGCGGCCUCCCACAUUCUCUCUCAAUCCCCUUCUUUUCCCAAAUUCCUUAAUUGCCCAUCAAAGCCAACCCCAAACCCCUAUGUCCUAAACCCCAAUCUCCCCUUCAAACAUACCUCAAGGGCACUGAACCUAAGGGCAGUCCUGUCCCAAAACCCUGCAGAAACAACAGCCUCUGAGCCAAAAACCCAGAACUUUAGGCACUGUUUCACCAAAUCAGAUGAUGGAUAUUUGUACUGUGAGGGUCUUAGGGUGCAGGAUGUCAUGGAAACAGCAGUGGAGAGGAGUCCAUUUUAUCUUUACAGUAAGCCCCAAAUCAAUAGAAACUUUGAGGCUUAUAGGGAGGCUUUGGAGGGUUUAAAUUCGAUUAUUGGAUAUGCAAUUAAAGCCAACAAUAAUCUCAAGAUUUUGGAGCAUUUGAGGAUGUUGGGAUGUGGGGCAGUUUUGGUGAGUGGCAAUGAGCUUAGAUUGGCGCUAAAGGCUGGGUUCGAUCCCAAAAGGUGUAUCUUUAAUGGCAAUGGAAAGCUGUUAGAGGAUCUGGUACUUGCUGCUCACGAAAGUGUUUUCGUCAAUAUUGAUAGUGAAUUUGAUUUGGAUAAUAUUGUGUAUGCUGCAAGGAUUGCUGGGAAGAAGGUUAAUGUAUUGCUUCGGAUUAAUCCUGAUGUGGAUCCUCAGGUCCAUGCUUAUGUUGCCACUGGUAAUAAAAACUCCAAAUUUGGCAUUAGAAAUGAGAAGCUUCAAUGGUUUCUAGAUGCUGUGAAGGCACAUCCUGAUGAGCUGAAGCUUGUGGGGGCCCAUUGCCAUCUUGGUUCGACCAUCACCAAGGUUGACAUUUUUAGGGACGCUGCUGUCCUUAUGGUGAACUACAUUGAUCAAAUUCGGGACCAAGGCUUUGAAAUUGACUACUUAAACAUUGGAGGUGGGCUGGGGAUCGACUAUUAUCACACUGGUGCUGUCCUUCCAACUCCCAGAGAUCUAAUUGACACGGUACGGGAGCUGGUCUUGUCGCGAGAUCUUAAUCUCAUCAUUGAACCAGGGAGAUCACUAAUUGCAAAUACCUGUUGCCUGGUCAAUCGUGUAACUGGGGUCAAAACUAAUGGGACAAAAAAUUUUAUUGUCAUCGAUGGCAGCAUGUCAGAACUCAUCCGCCCGAGUCUUUAUGGUGCUUAUCAACAUAUAGAACUGGUUUCUCCUUCACCGCCUGAUGCUGAGAUUUCUACUUUUGAUGUGGUGGGGCCGGUCUGUGAGUCAGCGGAUUUCUUGGGAAAGGAUAGGGAGCUUCCAACUCCAGAAAGGGGAGCUGGCCUGGUUGUUCAUGACGCCGGUGCUUAUUGCAUGAGCAUGGCCUCAACUUACAAUCUCAAGAUGCGCCCACCGGAGUACUGGGUCAAAGAAGAUGGAUCAGUGACCAAGAUUCGACAUGGGGAGACAUUUCAAGACCACAUCAGAUACUUUGAAGAUCUUUAGACGCAUUUGUUCCAUAUGUUGAUGAUGUCCACCGUGGCAGCAGGGUAGAGAGAGGCUUGAAUUUUGAUAUGGCUUGUUCUGUAUUUGCCUUCCCUUGUUAUUAUGGAUCAGAGAUAUCGGAACACUGGAUAUCAUGAAUCAAAUCAGUUUAAGUGAUCUAGUUGUUGCUAUUGUUCA
This is a messenger RNA of Rhododendron vialii, 2030 nucleotides long. Its product is annotated as diaminopimelate decarboxylase 2, chloroplastic-like. The transcript is spliced from 9 exons. The record is from RefSeq and is a predicted model, not a curated record. Gene Ontology annotation, molecular function: diaminopimelate decarboxylase activity. Lineage: Eukaryota; Viridiplantae; Streptophyta; Magnoliopsida; Ericales; Ericaceae. Gene Ontology annotation, cellular component: chloroplast. The coding region runs from base 387 to 1853 and encodes 488 amino acids.